Molecule: messenger RNA, 1545 nt
Organism: Zingiber officinale
Lineage: Eukaryota; Viridiplantae; Streptophyta; Magnoliopsida; Zingiberales; Zingiberaceae
Product: protein Barley B recombinant-like
Exons: 2
Coding region: 275-1273 (332 amino acids)
Biological process (GO): response to ethylene
Cellular component (GO): nucleus
Molecular function (GO): sequence-specific DNA binding; DNA-binding transcription factor activity
Source: RefSeq, a predicted model, not a curated record
UGUCUAUUCAAAUGUCUUUCCUUCCUUCAUUAUUAUCCAUUUAUCCAGGAAGCACCCGUCAAAAAUCCAUCUCCGCCCCUUUUCCCAUUUUUUCCGCACGCAAGGAACCCUAGAUUCUCUAGUUGCAAGGGCGGUCCUGUCUUCUCUCUCUUGAAUCUCAGAAGAUGACAUUCGUGAGAUGAUGGCAAUGUAUCGGAUGUCUGAUCGAAAAAAGUUAUAAAAGGCCUGCCUUUUUAACAUUCUCCUUCCUCCUUGGUCAUUUCUAUCGGCUCAAAUGGACGACGAAGAUGGAUUAGGCAUCCGGAAUUGGGGCUACUAUGAACCUUCUUUAAAGGGAAAUCUUGGUCUUCGGCUCAUGCCUUCGGUGGUGGAGCGCGAUGUGAAGCCCCUUAUGGGAAAUAGUGGGUUUAUUCGUCGGCACUGCGCCACUCCUGAGCCAUCACUCCAAAUGGAUUUUGUGAGAGAUGGAUGGAAUUAUCAUAAUUUUGACAACGGUAAGAAUGACAUUCUGAGAGAUGGAUGGAAUCAUCAUAGCUGCGACAUUAGCAAGAACGAACUUUUGAGAGACGGAUGGAAUCCUCAUGGCAGUGAAGUUAGCAAGAACGAUGUUGUCAGAGAUGGAUGGUUUCACCAAGGUAAUGAUAAUGGCAAAAACUUUCACAUUUUGCCAAUGAGUCACCUGCACCACCCUACUUUUGGCUUCGCUCCUGAACCUCCCACCAUGCACAAUCUUCAAAUGCUUCAGCAUCAAGAUCCUCAGCCAAAGGAUGAUAGGGUUUCAGCAGUUAAGGGGAUCAUUUGUAGUAGAAAUGAGUCUCCUACAAAGAAAAGGUCAAGGGGUCGCCAACCUAAAUCUCCAAAAUCAAAGAAGCCUAAAAAAGUCACAGUGCCAAACAAUGAGGUUCCAAAUGGCUCACUUUCACAUGGGAAGGCUGCAAAGAAGAACACAGGAAUGGUCAUUAAUGGAAUUGAUUUUGAUAUUUCAAGGAUUCCAACCCCAGUUUGCUCUUGCACUGGAAAGCCACAACAGUGCUACCGGUGGGGUGUUGGAGGGUGGCAAUCAGCUUGCUGCACCACUAGCAUUUCAAUGCACCCCCUCCCCAUGAAUACCAAGAGGCGUGGAGCACGAAUAGCUGGUCGAAAAAUGAGUCAGGGUGCAUUUAAGAAGGUCCUGGAGAAGCUUGCUGGAGAAGGAUACAACCUUUCUAAUCCCAUCGACUUAAGGACAUUUUGGGCCAAACAUGGUACCAAUAAGUUUGUCACUAUCAGGUAACGGUUAAAAGGUUGGGUGGCUUCAUCAGUCCUUUGCAUUGGAUCUUUCCUUGGUGGAUGUUUGUCUGUUCAAUGCAAAGGUACUUUGGAAUAGCUAGAGCGUUGUUUCUGUUUUAGCAACCUGAAAUGUUUAUUGGGGUUCCAACACUCAGGUUAUGGGUACCUUAGUUUCUUUCCUUCUCAACAAAACUUGUAGUUUCAAUCAAAAGAAUGUUGUCUUAAUUAAAUGACUUUUUCAUCUAAUGCAUAACAGUUCUCUUUCUUCUUCCUCUU